Molecule: messenger RNA, 2820 nt
Organism: Pimephales promelas (fathead minnow)
Lineage: Eukaryota; Metazoa; Chordata; Actinopteri; Cypriniformes; Leuciscidae
Gene: gipr
Product: gastric inhibitory polypeptide receptor
Biological process (GO): adenylate cyclase-modulating G protein-coupled receptor signaling pathway; cell surface receptor signaling pathway
Cellular component (GO): plasma membrane
Molecular function (GO): gastric inhibitory peptide receptor activity; G protein-coupled peptide receptor activity; peptide hormone binding
Source: RefSeq, a predicted model, not a curated record
UCUAUGAGAAACUGCGUGUGGAAGCGCAGUUUCAUUUCUUCUUCUGACUAUUGACUUCUAGAAUGAUUCGUUUCGCCCAGAAGCCGAGCGACACAACUUUUCUCAUUUACUAAGGAAAUUGGAUUGGUUAACAGCACAGCACCAUUUCAACACGAGCAAAGGAAUUCAAAUAACAUUUCCCAAAAACAUGUGAACGUCCUGAAGGGCGCAGCUGGUGGCGUACAGGUCUGAAAGAAUGGCCUGCUCUGGUUCUGGUUGGACGAGGGCCCAGCUCUAAGAUGUCUGGCCCCUGGUACCUGUCUCAGUGAUGAAGAGCACCUCCACCAUCUUCCUCCUCACUCUGUCCAUCUUGUGCAGAGCUGAGAGUGUGAGUGGGAAGACGGUGAAGGACACAGUGCAGGAAUGGAACAGGUAUCGGAACGAGUGCAUCUUGAAGAUAAGCUCACAACCCACACCUUCGGUAGGUUUGUUUUGCAAAAGCAUGUUUGAUAUGUACGCUUGUUGGACAGAGGGAGUUCCCAACACAACGGUGAAAGUGCCGUGUCCCUGGUAUCUGCCAUGGUAUGAUCAAGUGCGUAAUGGGUUUGUGUCACGGGAAUGUGGUCCAGAUGGCCAGUGGCUCACUGUCAACCACAGCCGCACAUGGAGAGACCACUCACAAUGCAAUGCAGAUGGCAGCCAGCAGAUAGCACAGGAGAAUCAGAUGAUGAUCUUGGCCUAUUUCAGAGUGAUGUACACAGUUGGUUACUCUCUUUCCCUGGCCAGCCUGUCUUUAGCCUUCGUCAUACUUCUCAUAUUCAGGAAGCUGCGUUGCACACGUAAUUACAUCCACACCAACCUGUUUGCCUCAUUUAUCCUGCGAGCUGUGUCCAUUCUCACGAGAGACGCACUUCUCAUGAAAGACGCUCCAGAGUUCAGGGACAACAAAGAUGUUUCAAUCGUUCUGAGUGACGAGGUGAUGUCAGGCUGCCGUGUGGCUCAGGUCCUGAUGCAGUAUUGUGUUGGGGCCAACUACUAUUGGCUACUGGUAGAAGGUCUAUAUCUUCACAACCUGGUGGUGCUGAUGGUCUUCUCAGAGAACAGUUACUUCUGUGUGUACCUCUUCAUCGGCUGGGGAACGCCUGUGCUCUUUGUGGUGCCUUGGAUAAUUGUUCGUUACUUGUAUGAGAACACUAGGUGCUGGGAGAUCAACGAAAAUAUGGCAUAUUGGUGGAUCAUCCGAACGCCAAUCCUUUUGGCAAUUUUAGUGAACUUUUUCAUAUUUAUAAGGAUUAUUCAGAUCAUCAUCUCCAAAUUAAAAGCACAUCAGAUGAGAUAUACAGAUUAUAAAUUUAGGUUAGCCAAGUCGACGCUGACCCUCAUUCCCCUGUUAGGGAUUCAUGAGGUGGUGUUUGCUGUGAUGACAGGUGAACAGACUGAGGGCGUACUUCGCAAUGUCAACCUGUUCUUUGAACUCUUCUUCAAUUCCUUUCAGGGUUUUCUGGUGGCCAUACUAUACUGCUUUUUCAAUAAAGAGGUACAGUCAGAAAUCAAAAAGAAAUGGCAGCGAUGGAAAUUGGGAAUAACCAUUUUGGAAGACCAGCGUAAUACAGGUAGCAACACACAGCAAGGAGGUGCCAGUCCUCUGUGCCACCAUGACCCAGCCUGCUCUCCAGAGUGCCUUCUGGACAGUGGCUGCCAACUGUGCUCAGACCCAACACCAACAGACGCCCACCUGACCAUUCAACACUACCAUCCUGGAGCAAAGAAAGACAAGGCGUACUGCUACAUCUCUGCCCGAAAACAGGUUCUAAACAGGUUGGAUGUGCCAGCGUUACCCCAAUGUGCUGCAGAGGGCGCAACCAUGGUUUCCGAGACCUACUGCUGAAUAAAGUGGACUGUGCUGGCCAUUGAUUAGACAGAUUUCAUUGUUUUUGAACUAUAAAAAGGAUAUUCCUACAUCAAAUUUCUCACAUUAGACCUGACAGACCUGUUUUUGUUUUUCUCAUUUGAUAUUUACCACUAUACCUCAAUUUGGACACAAGAUGAAUUCUGUUAUGCGCCAACACCGUGGAUCAACUCAAAAACUCAUUGCCCCAAAGUCAUAUUUUGGAUUGAAUGGGGAUUAUCUGUUGAGAGUAAAAUGGUUAGGCACACAAAUAUCACCUAGCCUGUGAAAUCACCAAAAUAACCAUCAGUCACCCCAAAAAGUAUUUAGACCCUUAAGCCACACGUCCACUCAAACGAAACAAAAACGUAAAGAAAGAAAUUCAUUAACUUUUAUUUAGCAAGGAUGCCUUUAUUGAUCAAAUAAUUUAACAUUGUUACAAAAUAUUUUUAUUUCAAUUAAAUAGCCUACUCUUAUCAUAGAAUCCUUAAAAACACGUAUCAGUUUCAACAAAAAUAUUAAGUGGCACAACUGUUGUACACAGAAUAAGAACCAAUAAUAAAGUUAUUAAAACUUAUAAAAUGUCCAUAAACAGCAAAUUAGCACUAGCAUUAUGUCAAAAAGCACAUCCUUACCCUGAUAUGAUAAGUGCAUGGAGGCAUUAAAUAUCUAACAUGGAGGUUUUAUAUGGCUCUAGUCUUGUGUAACCCGCUCAACCAGAAUGGUGCGGUCUAGGCACUCUCUUAAACUGCAGGAAAUCUAAUUCUUUUUUUUGUUUGUUUCUGCAUUCCACUCGAUGGCUUAAUCCCUUUUCAUUCAGUGCCAUGACAGAAACCAACUGUGAACUGUAUAUCUAAAAGGAUUAGAGGGUAAUUUAGUUAGGUAACAGUAACAACACUGUCAAACAUGGAAAUAGAUUGUUUCUAAAACGGCAUGAAGGUUUAAAGGGUUAG